This is a messenger RNA of Hippocampus comes (tiger tail seahorse), 1886 nucleotides long. RefSeq lists its product as uncharacterized. The coding region runs from base 331 to 1602 and encodes 423 amino acids. The record is from RefSeq and is a predicted model, not a curated record. NCBI's taxonomy places the organism in Eukaryota, Metazoa, Chordata, Actinopteri, Syngnathiformes, Syngnathidae. The transcript has 2 exons. Gene Ontology annotation, molecular function: DNA-binding transcription factor activity.
UAGUAGGCGUGCCUUACGGAGGUCCUGAAGACUAGAAAAAGCUUCACGUAUUGCGAUCUUGUUACGCUGUUGAACUUCGAUAAACAUCUGAAUUCAAGUUUUUUUUUUUUCUUGGAGUGAGGCGUUCGUGAAGAAAUAUAUGGGUAAGAAUUGACUCAAGGCGCUAUUAAGAAGAGUGACGUAAAAUAGCUUUAAAAAUGCAUAUGAUGAACAUAGGUAUUUCACGUUCACCUAAAUGAGUCAGAGGGGCAUGUAAGGUCAUCAAUCGAAGAACGGUGGGAAAAGAUUGAGAGUUAACGUAAAGCUGCAAUACUGUUAUUUCAUCACAGGAUGGAGGAAAGCGACGACGACCCGGUUCUCAGUGUUGUCAAGUGGGAGGAUUUCCUUCAGGACUACAGCAAAGAUGGGGACUACAUUCAUGGCUUUGUGACUACUGAGUCAAGCGUAGACAAUGUCCUGGAACUGUACAGAAAAGCUACCAAAACAACAUUCUGCACCCGCCGGUCUUCAUCCCUGCAAGUGGAUCCGCUUAAGUGCAAGAAUAAGAAGUUCUGCACUCGCUCUUUUGUUUUCUGCAGGACCAUCAGCCCUCGCAUCACCGAUGAUGGAGUUCCCUUCACGUAUGGUGGCAUGAAGACACUGGAGUGCCAGUAUGGACCUAAAAGGGAGCAUAGAAGAAAGAGUGAUAUAGAAAGCACGUGUUCUGAUGAGAAUAUGAGAAGCAAUAAUGAAAAUACGGCAUCCUGUGGACUGAAGAGGCCCAAAAAGAGACUUUCCGCUGGAGUCACCAAAAAGAAAGGAUGCCAGGCCAAAAUCUCAGUUUGGCACAUCUGCAGGUUACCAGAGUACGUUGUGACGGCAAAGAGGAGUGUGACAAUUUGGCAAACCAAAGCCAAAGAGAGGCUGCUGCAAGACUUAGAGGCAGGGAAGGAAGUGACAAAGGAAAACCGGUUUUAUAUCAGUUUUCCUCUCCGGCGAGCCCACACCGAACAUUUGUCAUGCGGCCAAACUGAAGCCCAACCGCUCCACCCGCAGAUCAUCCAGUGGAUCGAGCAACUCGUCGAUGAGGGCAUCACCACCACGAGGGACGUUCAGGCGGUCCUGCGGCACAACGUUCAAACCAAAAUGUCUGACGGCGUGGCGCCGGAUGAGCAGCAUCGGGCGUAUUAUCCCACGCUGAAGGACAUAGCCAAUCACGUCUAUAAAGCCAAAGUGAAACGGCAAGCCGUGAAUGAGGCAAAAAGUGACGACAUCGCAACAACCCUCCUGUUACUCGAUGCAUCACGCAGCCUUACUGAAGACGCUCAUCAUUCCCACCACGCGGCGAGCUACUCCGAUGAAGCCGUCUGGAAAGUGAGAACGGAGCUCCACGAGGAACUCAACGCCAUGUGGGUGUCGUCCACUAACUGCACCGACGCGGUCCCGCUGGCUGAGCUCAAGACGGCCAUCAAGGCUCUCCACGACCAAUUUGUUGCGAACCUCGCAGAGCUGAGACACACACCGAAGCAUCAAGAAGAAAGCGCAGCCACGUCCGCUUUGUCGCCGGCAAAGAUGGCGAGAGUGGACAACAAUUUAUACGCUUACUUGACACUGCAAGACUAAAACAAAAUGUCUUGCUGUUCCUGGAUUUGUUCUUGUGACUUUUUUUUUUUUUACCUUUUGUGACGGAUGAGCUUUAUGUUGGAGUAAACUUUCACAAGUCCGGGAAAUCCUUGACGAGAAUGCUUUUGUAACACCGUGUUGCAAUUUUUUUUUUUGGUACUUCGCCAGUUUGAGAAGAGAUUAAGUCAUUUUGAAAUGCACUUACCGGUUCUGACACUUGACAAUGAAACAAUGCUCUGACCUGAUUACAGUUUAAUUAAAUUUACAGAACAAUGCAGUCACCU